Molecule: messenger RNA, 1765 nt
Organism: Hylaeus volcanicus
Lineage: Eukaryota; Metazoa; Arthropoda; Insecta; Hymenoptera; Colletidae
Product: sodium channel protein Nach-like
Exons: 7
Coding region: 29-1501 (490 amino acids)
Biological process (GO): sodium ion transmembrane transport
Cellular component (GO): membrane
Molecular function (GO): ligand-gated sodium channel activity
Source: RefSeq, a predicted model, not a curated record
CAAGGGUUUCGUUUCAGGUUUAAGCCUGAUGGUGAUACAAUUCAUGCAACGUUACGACGAGGAUCCGACGAACACGUACAUAAAAGAUUUCGACUAUCCAAUUUUCAAGAUGCCGUUCCCAGCCGUUACCAUUUGCCCUUUCUCGCCCAUUUCGCUCCAAAGACGCUUGAAAAUUAUGGACGGCGCCAUUUUGCCGGAAAACGUAACCAGAGAAUUGGCGAUGACUUUCUUAAAAUACGGCCAUCACAUAAUGUUGCCCUACACUCCUGUAAAGAAGUACAAGCACAUGGACAAGUUGCAAAUGUUCCUGAAGGAGAACAAAUGGACCGUGAUGGAUUUUGUGAAGAACCUGAAACCCUGCGAGGAUGUGGUCGAAGCGUGUUGGUGGAGCAGCGAGCGAAUCGAUUGCAACAAGUUCAUCAAGAUCUCGCUCACUUCCUACGGAUGCUGCUGCUCCUUCAAUUAUCUUCUCGAAGAAUUCGUGGGACGCGAAAAACAACAGCCGAACCCGAGGCCACUAGCCUCCGUCGAUUUCGGUCGGAGGAGCGGACUGAAGCUAGUGAUAAAGAAGGAUGUCCUCAACGAUGACGACAUCGGCGAGAACGAACUUGAUGAAGUAAUUACUAACAACGAUGGCGUUUUGGUGAUCGUUCAUCACAGCAUGGAGUUUCCAGGACUCAACUCCAAUUCGUACGCCGUGCAGAAGCACCGCGAGAUGCAGAUCAGUAUAAAGGGAGAGGCCAUUAUAAAGCCGGAAGGAUUGGAUCAUCUCAACUCGGCAAACCAAAAGGUCCCUGUGUGCAUCCCGGGAAACAUAAAUACCUUGGAAUAUUUUCCCACUUAUCGGUACUUGAACUGCUACACGAAUUGCAGAAUAAAAAUGAUGAUCCGCGUCUGCGGAUGCUUGCCGUACAUCUUCAGCAACAUAGCAGAGCAUUACAAAAUCAAACGUUGCGGCUUGAAGGGACUGAUCUGCAUUCAGGAGCACUCGAAAGAGAUAAGUAUCGACAAGGACGUCAUUAUGCCAAAUUUUACCUGUUCUUGUCGUGCACCGUGCCAAGAACUGGUUUACGACAGUUUUCCCAACUCGAUGUACCUGACCAAAACCAACGCUUCGUCUAGCUACAUACAUGUAUCGGAAGAGAGCGCUGUUUUAAGGGUCUUCAUGAAUUCGCAAGUCUUUCAGAUCACAGAAACGUUGCCAGCGGCCGACGAGGUGUAUCUCUUAGGUAACGAUUCGAAACAAGUGCCCUCUCAUACGUUUACCUUCGAGGAAACUAUCUUUUAUUGCAGAAUUUUCGUAUAUUUUUAUAUUUCAGCGUCGAUUGGAGGGAUUUUUAGUCUGUUCCUCGGCUGUAGUUUCCUAAGCCUGGUCGAGAUCGUUUAUUUCGGUGGCUUGCUAUGUCGUGCAAUUUUCUUACGGCCUAAAAUCAAAUCAACCUCGAAGAGGAAGCGAAUCGUCCACGAUAGUCACGUUGAUCCUCCAUCGUAUAAUUAUUGAUCGUUAGUAAGUAUACGCAGACACGUGUAUCACGGAUCGAUUAAACGUUUCACUUUUCUCUUUCUUUGUGUCUUCAAACACCCUUUCUAUCGCGGAAUGGAACAGGGAAACGGGUCAGCUCUACGAAUCGAUGGCUCGGUUCGGGAGAUCUAUUGUGUAACGCCGCUGGCAUACGUGGAGCACCAAGAAUCUGGAGCAAUUAGAUCUAUUUCGAGCGAUUACUGGAACGUCGCGAACACGUUUACAUCCACGGCGGUAAAAAUA